Molecule: messenger RNA, 2599 nt
Organism: Pogoniulus pusillus (Red-fronted tinkerbird)
Lineage: Eukaryota; Metazoa; Chordata; Aves; Piciformes; Lybiidae
Product: sushi, von Willebrand factor type A, EGF and pentraxin domain-containing protein 1-like
Exons: 4
Coding region: 775-1656 (293 amino acids)
Source: RefSeq, a predicted model, not a curated record
CCUCCCCUGGCACAACUUCAGACUAUGUCCCCUUGUUCUAUUGCUGUUUGCCUGGUAGCAGAGCCCAACCCCACCUGGCUACAGCCUCCCUUCAGGUAGUUGUAGACACCAGUGAGGUCACCCCUGAGUCAUGGCUGUGCCCUUGGGGUGUGGUGAUGACAGCAGCUCCUUAGACCUGUGCCCUGGGUGAGGGCAAUGUACCCUGCAGUUGCCACCACAGAGGGUGGGUAGGGAGCAGGGAUCAAGUGGACAGAGCUGCCUGCUGCAAACUGUGUGGGAAGUCUUCCUGGAGCUGCUGACUCUGGGGAGAGCAUCCCAGGGCUGCUGGCAUGUGAUGUGGCCAGGCCUUACUCAGCCUUCCCUGUCUGGCCCUUGCUGCCUGGUACUUGGCAGAGCUGGGCCAAGGAUACCUUCGAGAGAAGGGCCUCCUGCCAGCUUUGCAUUCGCAGCACUUCAGUCUUGCCUCCUUUCCAGCAGGCAGGCCUCAGGCCAAAGCCAUGGCUGCCCCUGCACUGCCCUGGCCUGUGGUGCUCCUGCCCAACCUGAGUGUGAAGUGCUUGGAGGAGUUGUCCCUUUAAACGCUGGGGCCAGGGAGGGUAAUCUGCCAGAGAUUAUCUGCUGGGGAGAGGAUUGGAGCUCAAGGGAAUGUCUCCUCCCUUCCCCGUGUCCUCCAGCAUCCCCUGUCCUCUGUGCAUGGAAACCAAGCUCACUUUCUCCUAGGCAGGCAGAGAGGAGGCCUUUGCUUUGAGGGGCAAAGGGAGGAGGAAGAGGAGGAUGGUGUGUGCUUUGGGACUGGGCCUCCUCUUCCUUGCCGUGCUGGUCUCCUCUGAGGACCCAGAAGGUAACAGGGUGUUUGGGGGAAGAGGGGCUUACAGGGUGCCACACAGGGAACAGGGAGCAAGGCCUUUGUGCCAUUCUCUGGCUGGCAUAGAAGAAGCAGAAGCUGGUUUGCAGCAUUGCUGGGGGUUGCUGGUGGAGCAGCACAGCAGGGAUGAGGGCUGGGCUGAGGUCAGCCUUUGCUGGGCUAUUACCACCUUGCUGGGGGUCUCUGAGGGCUGGGGAGCUGGCAGGAGAGGCAGUCCUUGGCCCCUGAGCCCAGUUCAGUCCUGCUCUGCCUUGCUCCCUGCGGCACCAGGAGACCUGGACACUUACUGGUCUGGCACAGCACCCAUCUGCCUGGGAGGCUGCAAGGGCAAGCACAAGGAGCUGAAGAGGAGCCAGUGUGGGAAUGGCAGCUGCUGCUGGUUGGGCUACAAGUCCUUCUGCAGAGUGAACUGUGGGCGACCCGAAGCGGACUUCAGCUCGGUGGUGUACGGCAACGACUGGUGGGUGGGCUCCGUGGUGCGCUACCGCUGCCGCCCUGGCUUCCUGCUGCGGGGGGACCCAGCCAGCGCCUGCCAGUCCAGCGGCCGCUGGACCCCCAAGCCCACCUGCCUCCGGAUCUGCCUGCAGGGUCGGAUCGAGAUCAGCGAGUGGGAUAUUGCCGGGAGCUGUUCUUCAUCUUGCAGCACCCAGACCUACACGGGAGGCGUCCUCAAGCGUGGCUGCAUCCAGAUCUCCGCCUGUGUGGCCAAGCAGCCGGGCUGGCCCCGCUGGCUGCUGCGCUGUGCCGUCUGCGAGUGUGACUGCCACGUCCCGUGCGCUUCUCCCGUGUAGAGAUGGGCGGUGUGGGACUGCAGCCACUGGCCCCAUGCGGCUGGAUGCUUCCAGCCUGGAUGUCUGCUUCCCUUCGCCACUUGUCUGCAUUGCUGUGCUCCUUCCCUUAGCUCCAUCCAGCCCAGGCUGUCAUCAGAGAGGAAAGGUGUUUGGGGCUCCCUCUCUCUUCUGUCUGGCCCUGUUCUCUGACCCCUGGAGGGCAGGGUAUGGUCUGUGAGCAGCAGGCACCGGGGAUCUGCCUCUUGAGUGCAGCUGGGCUUGGGGACAUCAAUGUCUUAGUCUCUGUUUGCCUGACUGCUUCCUAGAGCAGGCUCAUAUCCCCUUCUAGUGGAGAGGUAGCAUAUGUGCCUGUUGCAGGGGUGUCUCUUCCAUCUGUGCUGCAGGUUGUGAUUUCUCCCUGCCAGCUCUCUCCUGCACUUGGGCCAGGCCCUGGGCUGAGGGACACAGCUGCCCUCAGAGUUUGCUGCAGCCAUCAAGCAGAGCUUGAGAUCGGUCUGCUUGCCCCAUGCCAUGGGCAGAGCUCUCAGGGCAGAGUGUCCUGGCCAGGGCUGCACCACCUAUUGCUGAGGAAUCAAGGGUGACUGUGGGACAAACUGCCCUACAGCCUCCCUGGGACCUGUUAGCUUGCACACAGCUGCUCUUCAUGUGGCCCUUGGCAGGAGCAGCCAUCAUAGACACUGCUGUAACCUUAUGCUAUGCCACCCCUCAGGAGGGAGUUUCUGACCAGACUCCCUUUCUCCCUUCCCUAAGCUCUUUGCUCUCCCUUUGUGCUCGCUGGGGACUGCCCUGGCUCCCUCUGGAGUAGCAGUGGAAAAGUUAAGAGAUUUUGUUCCCCCAGGGAAGGAGAAGGUUGUCUGCAGCACGUGUGAUGGGUCGAGCAGGGGAGCUGGAGGACCAGCAGCACCAGCAGGGGUAAUUAAAAAUAUCUUUACAGGAAAUGGCA